Molecule: messenger RNA, 843 nt
Organism: Bursaphelenchus xylophilus (pine wood nematode)
Lineage: Eukaryota; Metazoa; Nematoda; Chromadorea; Rhabditida; Aphelenchoididae
Source: the annotation of a GenBank genome assembly
AUGAGCUGGAACGAGGAGGAGAUCGAAGGUGUCGUUGCCGCCCCUGAGGAAGAGCAACUUGAGAUGCCAGAGGUCAAGCUUUUCAACAAAUGGUCCCUGAACGAUGUUGAAGUUUCCGAUAUCUCACUCGUUGUAAGUUCUUUUUCAAUUUUAUGAGGUUUUGAAUUUAGGAACGGAAGUAUCAAUAUUCUUUUUGUAGGACUACGUCGCGGUUAAAGAAAAGGGUGCCAAAUAUCUGCCGCACUCGGCUGGUCGUUAUCAAAUCAGAAGAUUCCGCAAGGCGACGUGCCCGAUUGCUGAGCGUUUGGCCUCUUCUUUGAUGGCUCAUGGUCGCAACAACGGUAAGAAAUUGAUGACCGUCAGAAUUGUCAAGCAUGCCUUUGAAAUCAUCCAUCUGCUUACCGGCGAGGUAGGUAUCUUUGUGAAUGUGGUUCUUUUCAUUUUAUAUAUUUCUACUUGAUACUUUUAUUUUAGAACCCAGUGCAAAUCUUAGUCAACGCUGUUAUCAACAGUGGACCCCGUGAAGACUCCACUCGUAUUGGCCGUGCCGGUACCGUCCGUCGUCAAGCUGUUGAUGUUGCCCCUCUUCGUCGUGUCAACCAGGUAAGUUGCUGCAAAUAAAGUUUUUGCACAUGAAUGUUUCUAGUGGUUUUUGUUUGACACUUGUGAUUUCAGGCAAUCUGGUUGAUCUGUACUGGAGCUCGUGAAUCUGCGUUCAGAAACAUCAAAACAAUUGCCGAAUGUUUGGCUGAUGAGCUUAUCAACGCCGCAAAGGGAUCCAGCAACUCUUAUGCCAUCAAGAAGAAGGACGAAUUGGAACGUGUAGCCAAAUCCAACCGUUAA